GGGAUGCUUUCCAAUGCAGAAUAUAGUGUUAAAGUUACAGAGAAAGUGCAGUGCAGGUAGACAUAUGCUGCAGGACAUCUAAAUAAAAUGUAAUGAACAGUGAAUUGGGAUAUGGAUCGAAAUAUCAGGCAAUAACCCAGUAGAUCUGUUUGUCCGGCAACAUCCCUGGUGUGCCGGAUUAUCGGGGUGGCCCUGCACUCCGACGGGAGGUCCCGUGACUGCCAGCUGAGCAAACGAGGAAGUGAACUGGCAGGCACUACAAUUUCCGGAAUGCGACGACUAACGAAGCAGCAGCGGAUUGCUGGUGGUAAAUCAGUUCACUUUAGAAGACAGGGGAGAACAACCUGAUCAUAUUCAGCUAUACAUGUAACUAAAGUCCAUCAUAGAGCAAUACAGCACAGAUACAGUUACGGAUACAGCAAAUCAUCCCUGGAAUAAUUCUGAUCAGUUAAAAUAAGGAUGGCGGAAGCUGGAAACAAUCUAGAGAAAGAAAUAGUCACCCAGUUCCACGAGACUGCUGCUAAAGGAGAUGCAGGAAAAUUGUCCACGAUGCUAACUUACUCUACGUCUCUUGUUGAUGAAGUGGAUGAGAAGGGCUGGACUGCUUUGAUGUAUGCCAGCAGGAAUGGACAUUUUGAGGUGGCCCACUUGCUUCUUGAAAAGGGCUGCAACAGAUCUCUUUCAAAUAAAUCAGGACAAACAGCACUGGACAUUGCUCAAUUCUGGGGAUACAAAAGUAUUGCUGAUUUGUUGGCAAAUCCUAAAAUAGCUGCAGAUGCUGGAACAUUGUCUGAUGGCCCAGAAGAGAAUGAAAAUUAUUUCAGCAGAACAUUGCUUAAUAAACUUAGUGAAAAAAGAAGCAAUUCUGAUUGGCUAAAAGCCAAACAGAUUCACCAAGCCACUGUGUACAUCUUAUUUUCUAAUUUAAAUCCAUUGGUUAUUUCACCAAAUGACAUUCGCCUCUGUAAGUUGCAUUACGAAGAUGUUGAGCAGCUUUUGGCCAAAUCAGAAGUCACUUGUGUUUUCCUUGGAGUAGAGCUACGGAAGGGAAGUGAUGGGUCACAAAUUAAAUCUUUGGCAAGCAAAGUCUCAGCAGAUAAUGAUGGGCUUCCUGCGUGGUUUGCAUUGAAUACAAAUUGUGAUGCUGCCGAUAACUUUAAGAUUAAGUACCCAGAUUGUUGCUUUCUCCAACCACUUUUGCCACAUCUACUGAACUUAAAUCAAGAGGAGGCUGGUGUGGUUGCACAGGCCAGGUCUGUCCUUGCCUGGCACAACAGAUACAGGUUCUGCCCUACCUGUGGAAAUGAUACCAAAGUUACAGAUGGUGGAUACAAAAGGGUAUGCUUAAAGGAAAACUGUCCAAGUCUACAAGGAAUUCAUAACACCUGCUAUCCACGUGUAGAUCCAGUGGUAAUAAUGCUGGUCAUUCAUCCUGAUGGUAAUAAUUGCCUUCUGGGAAGACAGAGACGAUACCCUCCAGGAAUGUUUUCCUGUCUGGCAGGAUUUAUUGAACCAGGAGAGACAAUAGAGGAUGCUGUUAGAAGAGAAGUAGCAGAAGAGACCGCAGUCAAGGUUGGACACGUUCAAUAUGUUUCUAGUCAGCCCUGGCCAAUGCCGUCGUCCCUGAUGAUUGGUUGCCAAGCUAAUGCUAUAUCAACAGAAAUUAUUGUGGACAAGGAGGAAAUUGUAGAUGCCCGAUGGUUCAGUCGGCAGCAGAUCAUUGAAAUUCUGACCAAACUGGAUCAUCCAAUGAGCAUUCCUCCCCAGCAAACUAUUGCAAACAGGCUAAUUAAGCAGUGGCUUAAAAAGAACGCAAAUCUCUAAAUGUGUUGCUAGGGUGGCAUCUUCCUAGUAAUCUGCAUUAAAAUGGAUGAUUUGACAGUCUGUGCGAGAAGGCCUCACCAAUCUCACCUAGAAAAGCAGACACCGUUACUGAAGAAACCUUCCAUGUACUGAAGUAUGAAGUCCAAAUCUGAAUGAACCUCUCCCUAACUUAUUAAUUGUCAUUUGUAACGACAAGCGGGGGGGAUUUUAACUUUGAAAUUUACAUUUCAGGAACCACUUUUUCAAAUGUACAGACCAGUUGAUUAGCAACUUUAAAUAGCCAGGAAAUAUUGAUAAGGGCAUAAACGUUCAUCAGAUUGAAUAAUUACUGGCUGAGUGACCUGCUCCCACAUCAUAAAAUUCCUCUAAUUUUGAAUAUUUGUGGACAAUUUGCUUUACUCAUGUUCACUGUAAAAAUCACCAGAAAUUUUUGACCAAAUUUGUCUUUGCUCUGGAGGUUGUGUCAGACCUUUGCAUCUUUUCUAUUUUUCGAAUUAUUUUCCAACAAAUACCAGCUUGUAACCAAACAAGUUUUAAGUUGAUUAACUUCUUUGUAAGUCAUCAAUUUAACAUGACUGGAAAUAAUUUUAACCUUCAGAGGAAGCUCUACUGGACAAUUAAAAUUUGUUUGCCUUUAUUUUGUAACCAGGCAAAUAACAGGUAAUUCAUGCCACUGAUAUUUUCAAGGAGUUGCCACAUCCCCUUCACCAAAUACUCACUCAACAGCAAUAAUGAAAAUCAUGACUAUACAAUUUUAUAGGUAAGUUUGUGAUGUUUUUGCAGUUUUUGUUUGAAAUUACCACAUUUACUGCAAACACAAAUCUCGGUGCAAGAUGUAAUAAAGCUGACCUUUUAAUAAGAUAUUAAAUAUCAAGUCAGUCACUGCUUUGAUAAAUUUCAAUUUGUUUUUAAUAAGUUACUUUUGUCACAUAAUACUAUUAAACGUAAUUUGUGGUUAGUAGCACGCCAUCCACAUACAAUACUGGUUACAGGAAUCGAUCACAACUUUUCUGCAUCCAUUUGAAGAGCUUGUAAAUUGCUGGCUCCAUUUUCAGUGGGAAGGUUAUAUGUGGUGUCAGAGCCUUCCUCUUCUAAACCCCAUCAAAUGAAAGGAGACAGAAAGAGAUAUACCCAUGACACUAAUGAAGUGAACUGACAGCUGGCUAAACUGGCUUAGCAGGUUGUCGAAACCUUUGAAUGUUUCUGAUGUUCAGCCCAUUCAAAUACGUUACAUAACUGCAUUAGAAUUUUGAAAAAGUAACAAUAAAAAUUAAAGGAACACUUAAAAUAUUUUUUAAAAAUCAAAAUUUCUACAUUUUAAAUUUUCAAUUUCCUGAUAUGCCGACCUCGUGCAUGCCAUCCACAUCCCCCAUUUGCUCAUAUAUAGCUGAAUCCAGGAGAAUCUUCCUUGUCUUCCUUGCCCAGAUACCCCUAGAGCUGAGUGACAAGGUUCUGGGCAGAACAGAAGCAUACUCAAGUUCCCCUGCACUUAUGGUGGAGAAACACUUCUCAAAUCCUAUGCAAGGUUGAAGCUCGCACAGGAUCCAGAAGUCCAUUUCCUUGAAUGAGAAUUGUUGGGCCACGGGGGAAAACAAAAGAUAAGGAACACUUUUUUAAUUUGUGUUUUGUUUAAUUUUAUUUAAGUUAAUUUUAUUUUAAACAUUUUUAAUUGAUUGCUCCAUUUUUAUGUUUCUGACACUUAAUACUUGACAGCUAGCAAAGCUGGGGAAAUAUUUUGUCAGAGCUUGUGGAUGGGGCUUGUUCGGGUUCACCCACCUCUCUCCGUUACAUGGUUCAAGGCCCUGCAUCAAGUUGAACAGUGGAACACAACUGGGAAGUUGCCGAUAGAACGUGGCUUGUAAAUUCAGGACCUCUGUGUCGGCACUGGAGUCUUGAAGCUUCCUGGCACUUAUGCUGAGAUAUCUCAUCCAUUCUGUGUGGUUACCAGCAAAAUCCAGUGAAAUGUGGGCCACUGGCACCUAUCUUAGUCUCUCACAACUAACCUCUUCCAUGAGAACUCUUUAGGGAAAGAUUUUUCAAGUCAAUUGCCCAACAAAUGUUGGGAAUUAAGCAAUUUUACACUCCACCACUUAACACCAUAGGGAGUGAGGAUACUGCAGUAAACAAUUACCAAGUUGUUUGGGGCUUCCAUGUGUGGAAAUCUCAAAUUUACUGCACAUUUGUAGGAAAUGCCUACACUUCCGGUGCAGAACAGCUAAAAAAUUCCUGGAAAAUCAGCUGUGUUUACUUCGCUGUAAAAUAUGAGAGUCUCUCUUUACUUCAAUUUUAAUUUGCCAUGUAGUAUGAUAAAUAACCUAACUUCUUGAUUUACGUGAACAUUUUUAAAAAUUGAAAAUCAAAUCCCAGCAACUGCUAUAUUUUGUACCUCACAGUCUGAGCAGAUUUUUUCCCUCUGCAACCCUCCCUCUAUUUACACCACUCCCAAUAAACGGAUUGCCAGCACCCUGUUGACACCAAUUUGUGUCCCCCACCUUCUCUCAGUUUCCACCUUGUCACAUGCAUUCCCUCUGUUGUCUCCUCCCUCCCUUUCCUCUGCAAGUUUAAAGAUGCCUGCUUUCGAUAUUUUCCCAGUUCUGAAGAAAGGUCGUUGACCUGAAAUGUUAACUAUGUUUCACUCACACAGAUGCUGGCUGACCUGCUGAACAUUCUUUAAAGUCUCCUGUGUUGAA
Pristis pectinata (smalltooth sawfish) is the source of this 4514-nucleotide messenger RNA. It is a transcript of the gene nudt12, whose product is annotated as nudix (nucleoside diphosphate linked moiety X)-type motif 12. Gene Ontology annotation, cellular component: cytosol. Gene Ontology annotation, molecular function: protein binding; metal ion binding; NADH pyrophosphatase activity. The transcript has 8 exons. The coding region runs from base 460 to 1824 and encodes 454 amino acids. Lineage: Eukaryota; Metazoa; Chordata; Chondrichthyes; Rhinopristiformes; Pristidae. Gene Ontology annotation, biological process: NADP+ catabolic process; NAD+ catabolic process. The record is from RefSeq and is a predicted model, not a curated record.